This is a messenger RNA of Manihot esculenta (cassava), 2212 nucleotides long. RefSeq names its product ankyrin repeat-containing protein At5g02620. The transcript has 4 exons. The record is from RefSeq and is a predicted model, not a curated record. The coding region runs from base 15 to 2021 and encodes 668 amino acids. Gene Ontology annotation, molecular function: protein binding. NCBI's taxonomy places the organism in Eukaryota, Viridiplantae, Streptophyta, Magnoliopsida, Malpighiales, Euphorbiaceae.
AGCUAACUGUAAAGAUGAUGAAUAUCACUGAAUGUUUAUUUAUAUCGGAUGUAUAUAUAUUUGGUAUUGAAAUUGCUACCUGCAACUUCAACUGCUACCUGCAACUCACCAUGUCUUCUUCCAUUGAAGAUGCUGAUACGAAACAGAGACUUCAUGGAGAAUUAUACUCUGCUCUAAUGGAGGGCAACAAGGCGAAGGUGCUAGAGCUAUGCCCUAAAGUUUCUGAUCAUGCAUUGCAUAGAAUAACAGUAAAUGAAGACACUGUUCUCCACAUGGCUACUUACGCCAAAGAAGCCGAUUUGGUAUUGAAAUUGCUAGAUGAAUUGCCUGAGUAUCAUCUAGAUAAAAUUACUCGCCAAAAUGGUGUUGGAAGCACUAUUCUCCAUGAAGCUGCUACAAACAACGAUGCAGUCCCUGUUGUAGAUAAACUGUUAAAGAAAUCGCCUGGUUUGUUAGGAAUGAGAAACAGCAACGGAGAGACUGCUCUGUUUAGAGCAGCCCGCUAUGGCAAUGAUGCUAUGUUCAAGUUUCUUGCUUCUAAAAUUGCCCAAUACGACCAAAUUAGUCAGCAAUUUUAUCUUCAGAGGACUGAUAAAACCAGUGUGCUUCACAUUGCCAUUAUUUCUCAGCACUUUGAGUUGGCAUGGUAUAUUGCGAAUGAGUACAAACAAUUAAUCGGUGAAAAAGAUUCGGAUGGAAUGACUGCACUUCAACUUCUUGCAUGUGAACCUUCAGCUUUUAAAAUCGAUUCAGAAGAUGGAUUCAUCAACUUAGUGAAACGGUGCUUCAGUCCAGCCUUGCGGAUGAAGAUUAGGUGCGAAAAAGAAAAAUACAAAUUAGCCGUGGAGCUAGCCAAUCUUUUAGUUAAAAGAGAUACCUCAUGGGAAGAUACACAUUCUGCUGUGGGCAGGAGCAAGCCUAAAAUCCAUAAGUACAGUGCUAGUCCCGAUGCCCUGUCAAUGGUGAAAGAAGGUGCAGCGGAAGGGUCUUCUUUAAGUGCUAAAGGGAAAAAAGACGACAUUGGAGAGACUCCUUUGAUCUUAGCCACAAAGUCAGGUUGCGUCGAGAUUGCUAAAGAAAUACUCAGAGUCUAUCCUCAGGCAAUUGAGCAUAUUGAUGAUGAAGGGCGAAACGCAUUGCAUGUAGCAAUUAAGUACCGCCAACUAGAGAUAUUUGAGCAUGUCAGAAAAAUGGAAGUGCCUAUGAAGAGGCUUGUCCGAAAGAUUGACAAUAAUGGCAACACUGUACUGCACACUGUCGCGUUGAAAAGAAACGAUUUUGUAGCUGAAAAGGUGGAAGGCCCUGCACUUCUAUUGCAAGAUGAGUUAUUAUGGUUUGAGAGGGUGCAAGAGAUCACUCCAUCCCACUUUAUGCAUCAUCAAAACAAUAUGAAACUCGCUGCAGAUGAGUUUUUCAACACUGUAAAUUCAGAACUUCGAAGUGCAGGUAAAGAAUGGCUAAAGAGCACUGCAGAGGGAUGCUCUGUUGUAGCAGUUCUAAUAGCUACUGUUGCAUUUGCUGCGGCCUACACAGUACCAGGCGGUAAUCAAAGCACUGGCCUUCCAGUCCUCGUAAAUCGACCCUUAUUUAUAGUUUUCACUGUCACAGACGUGCUUUCUUUGAACUUUGCAUUGACAGCGGUUGUAACAUUCCUCUCAAUUCUUUCAUCACCAUUCAGAUUUAGAGACUUCAGACGGUCACUUCCUAACAAGUUAAUGCUAGGCUUCACAUUUUUAUUUUUGUCGGUGACCAUGAUGAUGAUGUCGUUUGGAGCGACAAUCUUCCUUAUGAUUCACAGCAAGGAAAGUUGGACUAAAAUCACUCUAUACGCACUUUCCUUUAUUCCAGUAGGCGUCUUUGCCCUGUCCUACCUUCCCCUUUAUUCAUCACUAUCAAAAACUUACGAGUAUUUGCUUGGAAAGGCAAGGAAAGUAGCUCCCUUGAGCACAUGCAUGCUACCAGAUCAGAAGAAGAACCCUCACUCCAUGGCAAAAUCACAUGCUUCCGUUGCGUUGGUUUGAUUACUACAAUGCAUACUCAAUUGAAUAAAGGGGAAAGAUCAAAUAUUAGUCCAAGUCGAUCAAUAGAGUGGAUGCAAAUUUAAAUUUGGACAAAAGAGAGCUUGGUCCCCCACCCCUCUUCCCAUUUCUUUGUAACCCGAAAGUAAAAUUUUCAUAGUAAUAAAAAUGUUGUGUUAUGUAUUCUUACAGGA